Sipha flava (yellow sugarcane aphid) is the source of this 2406-nucleotide messenger RNA. Its product is annotated as dynein regulatory complex protein 11-like. Gene Ontology annotation, molecular function: ATP binding; ATP hydrolysis activity. Lineage: Eukaryota; Metazoa; Arthropoda; Insecta; Hemiptera; Aphididae. The transcript is spliced from 11 exons. The record is from RefSeq and is a predicted model, not a curated record. Bases 91 to 2406 code for a protein of 771 amino acids.
GUUUAAACAUAUUUUUUUUGUUACUCGUUCGAGCCUUGUUGCCGUACAAAUUUCAACAACACAAUUAUAUAAACAACACCGCAGAACUCCAUGUCAAUGGUCGAAGCUUUGGAAUGGAUGAACUCCAUGAAAUGUCUUAGGCAGAUCUGUAAGGAUGAUGAAAAAUUCAUGAACACAGACAGAAAUCUAAAUUUGGAUAGUAACAGUGAGAGGGUGCGCGACAACGUGGCCAAGCUUUACGUCAGAUAUAUGGUAACCAGUAAUCAACUAAAUGAAUGUUACAAAUACAUUAUACAACCACAAAUACGAAUUCUAAUAAAAAAAACAGUAAUGUGCAUGUAUGGACGUAUAUUUGAGCUUAAACAAAUUCUUGUCAAUGAAGAUUCAUCAAUAUAUACACCAAUAAUCACAGAAUUAGUUUUUAUGAAAAUAUUGUACGAAAAGUUUGAAUUAAAAAUACCUGAAUAUUUUCGAGAGGAGAGGCAAUUAUUUUUGAAUGACAUGGAUAGCGAAAUCGAUAAUAUAAAAAUAUUAUACAGCGUGAAAAACAAUAAUGAUUUAAACCAACUACAAGAAGAAAUAAGCAUAACAGAAGAACAAAGUGUCUUUGAUAGUCAAUUCAUCAGUCAAGAAGUAACAGAAUCAAAUUCCGUAAACGUUAAUGAAGGAGAUAUUAUGACUUACAAAAUACCAGAUUUUAACAUGACCGAAUUACUAGACGAAAUCCAAGAAAAACAAAACAAAGCGGACAUGAUGUUAAGGACAGCCUUAAAUAAUUAUGAAGAACGUUUUAAUCAGAUCUACAAAUUUAUAAUAAUGGAUAAGAUCCAAGACCUUUUACAAGCAUAUAUAUGGAUAUAUUAUAAAAAAACUAAAAAUUUACCGUCUUGGCCAGAAGACCCAACGCCAAUGUUCACCAACAACGAUACAUCUACACUAAUUUUGUCGAAUGCUGUCUUAAAGAAUAUAUCGGAUAUUUACGAUAUGUUAGAAUCACACGAACAAGUACCACUCGGUGGGCCAAACAUUUUCAAUACGUACAAUUGGACAACUGAAGUAACUGAAAUAAUUGCACCGUUAAUUGUAGGAUUUGAAAACGAAUCAACCAAAGAAAAUAAACAGAAUGAUAACACAGUAAGUGUAGAGGUUAUUCAGGAAAAAAGUGAACUAACGAAAUGGUUUACAGAAGUAUUCGACGAAUAUGAUAGAUUUUGGACCGUAGAUAGUGUACUUAAUGAAAAACCUAAAGAAAAUUUGAUCAAAGCUAUAAUUUUUGCAAAAUAUAAAGUUGAACUUAGAACUAUGGCGUAUACAACUAUGAAUGAAAAUCUUGAAAGGCUUAAAAUAACGCGUAGUCGUGAUAUAGGAAUAAAGUAUGUAACACCAAAAACAAAAAAAUCCAAAUUCAAAGGUUCUAAAAAGAAAUCUUCCAAAAAUCUUCCCCCAACUUUGGAAGAGAUAUUAGAAGAAUUUGUAAGAAAUAAAAUGCUUAAAAAUUCAACAACCACUAAAUUUGAUGACUUUUUCGGAGAAGUGUCAUAUAGCGCUAAUGUAUUAAGAGAAGAACCACAUUAUUAUGACCAUCCGUAUGGUUUAGGUGAUUUACGCCAAAUUAUUAAAGAACAAUAUGUAAUUGGUUUGAUUUCUUCGGACCUUCGUUCAUUGAAUCAAAUACAUUUUCAUUCAUCCUUUUUGAUAGCUGGCCCUGAAAAAUCUGGCAAGUCUUUAUUAAUAAACGCUAUAUGUACGGAAACUGGUUCGUUAAAGAUUGAACUAAAUUUUAAAAAUUUGUUUGAAUAUUAUCCAGAUGUUAAAAAAAUUAAUACAUUGGUCCUUAAAAUUAUCAUGUUUGCCCGAGCACAUCAACCUGUAGUAAUUGAAGUCGACUUAGCAGAUAUUCCAUUUUAUAAGAAAAUUCCAAAAGAUUUUAAAAUGUUCAAGCCAGACUUAAUGGUAAAAUUGUUGUCAAAACUUUUACAACAACUAAAAAAAACUGAACGAGUAAUAGUUAUAGGGAAAGCCAUAAGUCCAUGGUUAGUUGCUGAAAAAAAAUUGACACGAGUAUUUCAAACGAUCUUGUUCACUGUACCUGACUACGAGACAAUACUGUUAUUCAUCACCGAUUUACUGAUGAGUUAUUCAAUGGUUCGCGAAGAAAUCCCAAUUACAGAACUGACCACAAUGAUGUUUGGUUAUCCAAGACAGAUAAUAGCCGAUAUAGUGGCAAAAGUAAUGACCCCUGGAAGGGUGUUAUCACUCGCGAAUAAUCGUUUGGAUCCCAAAGAAUUUAUUCCCGUAAUGAUAAACUAUCCAAAGGAUCCAAAUCUAUGCGAUAAAUAUCACAAUUGGUAUAGAAAAUUUAUACCUAUGGGCAAAAGGAGAAGAUUAGAAAUGGAAAAAAAAUAA